Molecule: messenger RNA, 7470 nt
Organism: Equus quagga
Lineage: Eukaryota; Metazoa; Chordata; Mammalia; Perissodactyla; Equidae
Gene: TRABD2B
Product: TraB domain containing 2B
Exons: 7
Coding region: 620-2185 (521 amino acids)
Biological process (GO): negative regulation of Wnt signaling pathway
Cellular component (GO): organelle membrane
Molecular function (GO): Wnt-protein binding; metalloendopeptidase activity
Source: RefSeq, a predicted model, not a curated record
CUCCGCGCCGCUCUCCCGCCCUCCUCUCUCCCUCCCUCCCGGCCGCGGAGCAGCAUGGCGGAGCCCGGGCAGCGGCCGCGCGGCCGCCCGCCGCCCCUCUGAGCCCGGCUCAGGGGCAGCCGGGCGCCCCAGACCCGACCCCCGCCCCUGCCGCGCCCGCCGCCGCACUUGUCCCACCGCGCGCCCCCUGGAGCGCCACGCACCCCUGGGACCCUUGCGCGCCCCAGGUCCCCAGCAUAACCCCGAGAUCCCCGUGCGCCCGGGAAUCCCGGUACUGCCCCGGGAACCCCGCGCGCCCCUGGACCGAGACGCAGCUCCGGGACCUCAGCGCGCCCCGGGACGCGCGCUCUCAGAACCCCGGGGCUCGGCCAAAGGAGCUGCGCGCCCUGGUGAGGGGGCCCCGCCCCAGAGGGACCCCCCUCUUCCAACAGACGGAGCCCCGCCCCAGAGGGACCCCCAGGUUUGGCAGGGACAUCCAGCCACGCCCCAGAGGGCUCCCAGCAUCCCGCGGCUGGAGCCCGGCGCUUCCGAGGAACCUCCGUGCUCAGCUGGGGGCUCCUCGCCCCGCUGAGGGGGCGCCGCCCAGGAGGGUCCCCCGCGCCCCGCGGGCCCCGGCAGGAUGCACGCCGCCCUGGCGGGGCCGCUGCUCGCUGCCCUCCUCGCCACCGCCCGCGCCCGCCCGCAGCCCCCGGACGGAGGACAGUGCCGGCCGCCCGGAUCGCAGAGGGACCUGAACUCCUUCCUGUGGACUAUUAGGCGCGACCCGCCAGCCUACCUGUUUGGCACCAUCCACGUCCCCUACACCCGCGUCUGGGACUUCAUCCCUGACAACUCCAAGGCGGCUUUCCAGGCCAGCGCCCGCGUCUACUUCGAGCUGGACCUGACGGACCCCUACACCAUCUCGGCGCUGGCCAGCUGCCAGCUGCUGCCGCACGGGGAGAACCUGCAGGACGUGCUGCCCCGCGAGCUCUACUGGCGCCUGAAGCGCCACCUGGACUACGUGAAGCUGAUGAUGCCCUCAUGGAUGACGCCCGCGCAGCGGGGUAAGGGGCUGUACGCCGACUACCUAUUCAACGCCAUCGCGGGCAACUGGGAGCGCAAGAGGCCCGUGUGGGUGAUGCUCAUGGUGAACUCGCUCACGGAGACUGACGUGCGCUCCCGAGGCGUGCCCGUGCUGGACCUCUACCUGGCCCAGCAGGCCGAGAAAAUGAGGAAGAGCACCGGGGCCGUGGAGCGGGUGGAGGAGCAGUGCCAUCCACUCAACGGGCUCAACUUCUCCCAGGUGCUGUUUGCCCUGAACCAGACCCUGCUGCAGCAUGAGAGCGUGCGGGCCGGCAGCCUGCAGGCGCCCUACACCACCGAGGACCUCAUCAAGCAUUACAACUGCGGGGACCUCAACGCCGUCAUCUUCAACCACGACACAUCCCAGCUGCCCAACUUUAUCAACACCACCCUCCCCCCGCACGAGCAGGUGACGGCCCAGGAAAUCGACAGCUACUUCCGCCAGGAGCUCAUCUACAAGAGGAACGAGCGGAUGGGGAAGAGGGUCAUGGCGCUCCUGCAGGAGAACGAAGACAAGAUCUGCUUCUUUGCCUUCGGAGCAGGUCACUUUCUGGGGAACAACACAGUCAUCGACGUCCUCCGGCAGGCAGGGCUGGAAGUGGAGCACACGCCCGCGGGGCAGACCAUCCACAGCCCUGCCGCCCAGAGCCCAGAGCCCCCUCCCGAGGGGACCUCGGCGAGCCCGGCCCCAGUGACCCCAGCUGCUGCCAUCCCCACGGCACCCUCGGCAACCCCUACCACCCCGCCCGAGGAGGAGGACCCGGCGCUGUCCCCACACCUCCUGCUCCCCGACAGCCUCAGCCAGCUGGAGGAGUUUGGGCGGCAGAAGAAGUGGCGCAAGAGGCAGAACAAACACCAGCGGCCGCGGCAGUUCAACGACCUCUGGGUCCGCAUCGAGGACAGCACCACAGCCUCGCCACCCCUGCUGCCCCUGCAGCCCACGCCCAGCCCUGGGACCGCCAAGCCCCCCUUACAGCUCUCCGACCAGCUCCAACAGCAGGAAGAGCCGGGGCCCACCAGCAGCUCCUCGCCCAGCCGCUCCCGGCCCGCCCUGGGCCUCCUCCCGGCCGUGGCUGCCAGCAUCGCAGCACCGCUCCUGCUGCCCACCCUCAGGUCCUCCUGACCUCGGCCGACCCCUGCCGAGAAGCCAGAGAAACCAUCGGAGGGUCUGUGGCCGCACCCCACUGCCCCGCCACCACCUGUCGGGCAGUCCAGACGGGAUCCGUUAGAAAACUAGAGCUUUAUUGUACGUGAGUUACAUCUUCUUUUUUGUAGAAGGAUCUUAAUUUCCCAUAGUGCUAUGGGGCUUUUUUGUAAAAUACGUGUCCAUAUUAAAAAAGAAAAAUGUAUUUAUUCUACCGAUAAAACUAUUUUUAUGUGGCCUAUUGUUAAUAACCCCUUAAUUAGCCCCAACUGCAACCCAGGAGGUGGACCCAGGUUGCCAGGACAUCUGCGACCUCACGCGGACUGUGGCUUUGAACUGGCUUGCUUGGGGCUCAGCGGCAGCCUCCGGUGUCUGGGUUUGGCUUCUGCCAACUUGGGGACCUCAGAGGGAGGGGGAGGCAGACAGGCUUAGCUUUUGUGAAGCUGGAUUCGGGAGCCAGAGAUGUGAACGCUGACAGUCCUUCCCUCGACUGGAUGCUUCUGAGGUCUGGGAAGAUGCUUUAGGAAAGAGAAUGCUGCUAUUUUGAAAACCCUGAGUGUCUGUGAACUGGCCCUCCAGAGCUCUUGGUAAGUGUUUGACCAAAGCCCCUGGGUGGGGGAGGGACUGGAUGCUGAUGGAGGUGGUCCCCGGCCCAUGUGACAGAUGGUUACACUGAGAUCCGAAGAGAGGAAGGUGAUUGCCCAAGGUCACACAGCAAGUGUGGGAUCCAGGAUGUGAGCCUCUCUGUUCUGGCGUUAAUCCAGCUCACCUUACAGGAGAGGCUGCUGAAGCCACGGCCAAAGGGAGCAAGCUGAGCCAAAGGACAGGAGUGGUCACAGAAGGGCAGUUGGAGGGCCAGGGAGGGGCUCUAGGAGUCACGUGGUAAUAAUAAUCGUUUGAGAGCUGCUGCUCAUCCGGGACCUGCAGCCUGGCAGGCACUUUGCACACUUACUUUAUCACUGAUUCUCACACCCGUUCUGUGAGAUAUGUAUCCCAUUCCACAGAGGAGGAGACUGAGCUCCCAUAAGGGAUAAGGGGACUUGCUGAAGGUCACCCGGCCGGGACGUGGCCCCAGAUCAGUGUGAUUCAGAAGCGAUGCUUGUCUCCUGGACCGUGUUCUGCCGUGUUCUCCCUGCACAAGGAGGCUCCCAGGGAGGCGGGUCUCAUCUUUAUUGGGCCCGCAACCUUCUUACUCCAGCCAAGGAGGCUGUUGGGCACACUUACUCUUGUUGAUCCCUCUGGCCAAAGGGCUGUGGCAACAGUGUGUGCCACGUGUCUCAUGCCCCAACGUGUCUUAUCUUAAAGCCAAUGAGAGGCUCUCCUGCCAAGUCAGAGGCUGGGAGGCUGGGGGGACAGCUGUGGGGGGCCUGGGGAGGCAGAGCAGCCAAAUAGGGGCAGGCAGGCAACUGAGACUCAGAGAGACUAACCUAGCUCCUCUUUCCCCAAACCGGCAGCUGAGGAGGCAGAGGACCCAGGUUGGCUGCCUCCCAGCACAAACCCUCACUGGGCUGGAGGCUCAUCAGUUGCAGAGUCCUGGAACCCAAGAGCAGAAGGACCCCCCCCCCCCCAUUUACAGGUCACAACAGGGAGAGUCAUAGUAAGGCCGAGAGGAGAGGCACUUCCCCAAGGCUGCACGCUGGCCAGUCUGCUGAUUCCCAGCCAGUGCCCCGAGCAUCAUGGCACCAUGACUUUCCCUGGCAGGCCUGGUAGUGGCUGAUUAGCCCCAGGACCAUUGUCCCCGGCUUGGCAGCUGUCUCCCUUCUGAGAUGGUAGAAUUCUGGGCAGCUUGUUGGAUGGUCAGAGGUCCCAGGGGCAUCUUAGUGGGCAGCUGAAUUCUUUGCAGCUCGGCUCCAGAUGGAUGUGUUUGAGCUUGAGACCUGGCAGGAGUCCUGUGAGGGUCCAGCCAGCCCCGUGGGCACCACACUGUAAACUGAGCUUGACCCCAGCCAGGGCUGGAAUCCAUCUAUCCUUGGCAGAAAUGUGACUUCCUGGUUCUGAGCGGGAAGAGGCUUAGCUGACUUAUAAAGCAGGCUCAGAAGGCCUGUUGGACAUCAAACAGAUCGUGCAAAGCGCUAUUAGGAUGAGAUAAGUGUAAAGGAAUUAGAAACACACAGGCCAGAUUUCCCUCUGUUCCGGGCAGAGUGUGGCAUGAGAUGUAUUGAGAUGGAGCUUGAGGUUAAUUAAAGAUGAAGCAUUUGGGCAAACGGUCCAGGCACCUGACCGCAUGCCCAGAUCUGUGCCAGGCACGGCGCCAAAGAGGUAAAUUAACGCAGUGUGCGAUUAUCAAGCACACGCAGUGCCGGGCUCUAUGUUGGAGCCAAAUCCAGCCACUUUUCCGAGCCUGGAGGAACUCAUCAUUGAGAUGGAACAAGCAGCCCGAUCCUAUGUUCCUAGAAGGCACUUUAGAUGUUAUCCUCCGGGCCCCGACCACAGGCACAUUCAGCCCUAGUCUUCCCCAGAUCCCUCCUCUGGGCAGACGGGGGGAUUCCAAACUCUCGUUCAACCCAGCACCCAAGUGUUUAAAGAAGGAUGGACGGGCAGCAGAUGGAUGGGCUGACUUAUUAGGUAGACAUGUGCCGACGGGACAGCCAGAGCCAGUGUGGGUCAGACAUCUGCAGCCUAAGUUCGCUGAUCCCCGAGGACCACCCGCUGGCCAGGGUUUGAGAUGAACUGAACUUGCUCACUUAUGUCCCUGAAGACCCGAAGCACAUAUGAAGGGAUCUGCAUGGCUGGGGCUCUUGAAUUCCCUCACCCUAGGCCAGGGAACCACCAUUCCAUCAGCAGCCACUUAUGCACUUGGAGUCAUCUAUCCACUCCUGCUGACUUUUUUCCAGCACAUUCUAUGUGCCCAGCCUUAUGAAAUGCCCCUGUUCCCUGAGAGUAUUGUGUACAUUUCUUAGGACGUUCACAUUUGACCUUGAGACAGGCAGGGAAGAUGAGAGGAGAGGUCCAGCAGGUGAAGUGGCCUGCCUAUGUUAGGCCCAGUCCCUGGUCUCUCAGAAAGCUGACUGAAUGACCUGGGGGCCUUGUAGGGCCGGUGAGCACAGCCCUGUCUUCCAGUCUUCUUCCAGAUUAGUCUGAAGCUCUAGACGUCAGCCGGAUAAAGGCAGGGACAGUGGAGGUGUAUGAGUCAGGCUGCAGGGAGAUGCAAAGGGCCACCGAGGGCCCCUCUAGCUCUGAGAUUCAAAGAUCUGGAGUCUAGAGAGCAUGGGAACUUGUACUGAUUGGCAAAUUUGCCUUUGCACUGAAAGACCAUGGACAGAUUUUUCUUGCGCUGAAUGUUCUGUCAUCUGCUUCCUGGCCUCAGCUAGGCUUAGGCAAGCCUUGGGGCUCAGGACCCUUAUCCCACCGGCCUAGUCUCCAGUCCGGUGCCGUUGUCACAACAGAUCGCAAAGAAAGGUCCUCCAAGAGGAAAGUUUAUGAAAAACACCAUGAAGGACAAGAGAAGUUCCCCCCGGGAAUUGCAGCUUUGAUGGUAUCCUGGGGGGCAGAGAACUGAACUGGGGCUGGUGAUAGUGUUCCAAUGACCUGGGGUAGGAGCCAAAGUCCUCAGCCUGGCAUUCUAGACCCUCCACGAUCUGGCGUUGCUGACCUUGCCAGCCACAUCUCUCAUCUCUCCCACUCUGUGCCUGGCCAGACUGAAUCGUAUUUGUCAUUUCGAGAAUAAACAGACUGUUUCACACAUGCCACUCCCUAGGCCUGGAUACUCCCUUCUCUUACCCAUGACUGCUCAUCCUUUGAGGAUCCACUCAGACAGCUUCUCCACCAGGAAGCCCCCUGCGAUUCCUUUGUGCUCUCUUAGCAUCUGUCACAACACCCACUCUUCAGUGUUGAGACUGUCUAAUUGUGUAUCUGCUCUCCCGUCAGACUGUGAGCUUCCUCGAUGGCAGGGGUCAUGUAAAUUCAUCUUUGUAUCCUUAUCUGACACAAAGACGGCACUCAGUAGAUGUGUGGAGAGGGAAAGAGGAAGGAAGAAAGGAAAGGGAAGGAGAGAGGCAGCUCGUAGCUCUGCUGGUGGAAAGUUACAAAGCCAAGGCCGUCUGAGGAUGGACAGGUGCCCCUGCAGGUGGUGAGUUUCCUGUCAGGAGAGGUGAGGUGGGCAGCAGGCCCACUGGCUGGAGAUGUGGCAGGAGAGUCAAAGUCCUGGCAACGGAUGGGGUAAAUGACAUCAAGGGUCCCUCCUGGCUCUGUAAUGCUCAGGUUCUUUGAACGUUGUUAUUUUUCCAGAAAUUCGUCUAGGCAGCCAAAAACAUCACCCGGGCUGGCUGUCUAAACCAGUGAGGCUCAGGCGCCGGGCCAGCCCCCCCCCCCCGUGCUUCAACAGCCCAGGCGGGCCAACGUGAACUGGCAGGUCUGCCUGCUGCCGUGAGGCAGCGGGACUCCUGGCCGGGGAGCGGGGAAGGGCUGGACUGGAACCCAGGCCCCUGGCCCCAGCCCGGAGCUCCUUCCCUCCCUGUCCCUCGACCUGGGGGAGGGAAGAGGGAGUCAUGAGAAGUGAGUGAGCCCUACCUGGCCCAUUCCCAGGACCAUCAGCACACCCUCAGUUCUGCCCACCCUUUCUCCGAAUGUGGGCUCUUCCUUUCCGGAGAUUCCCUGGGAACUUCUUCACUUUGCUGGGUGACCUUGGGCAAGGCCCCCCUCUCUCUGAGCCUCCAUUUCCUCGUCUGUCCAAUGGAGACCUUGUUUCCUGCCUAGGCUGUCCUAGGGGGACCAGGGGAUGCCAUGUGCAAUCUCAGGGCUCCAUGAAGGUGAGGUGCCACCUGUCCCCAGGCGCAGUGCGUGGCUCUCCUCCCAGGACCUGCAGGCUGCCAUGGGAUUGGGAGGAUGUGGCAGGCAGGACAGAUGACAGAGUAGCUCACCUUGGAGGGCUCCUCCAUCCCCCGUCCCGCUGCAGGGAAAGUGGGCUUUGAAUGGGCCCCAAGUCUAGGAAGUUUCUGGCAGGGUUCUCAGACACCUUGGGCCCCUGUGGCUGGGGUGGCAGGGGCUGACUCUUGGCCAAGGGCGGUUCGAGCAGGGGAAGCCAGAGCCACUGCCCCAUUCCUGGGCUUCGAAGAGGUUGCAGAAGGUCCCCACCAGACUCUCACUGUGGGACACAAGCUUCAGAUCUUAUGUGUUUGAAAGGUAUUCAUGAUGUUCUUUUAAUCACCUCUCCCCCUCACCUCUGUGAAUUGCCAUGAAGAGCUCUUUAAGAAUAUAAUAGAAGACAAAGAAAGAUGCUAUUAAUGUUAUUUUGCCAAAAAUAUUUUUGUAGCAUAAUAUAUUAA